CCUCCACAGGUCUAUGCCGGAAGUGUCUCUCCGCCCCUGCUACUGGACCAUGGAGACCGUGGCCCAGUAGAUACCUUAGUGUGAGGUUUGCAGGGGCGGCGGCCAUGGAGGCCGUGCUGAACGAGCUAGUGUCUGUGGAGGACCUGAAGAACUUUGAAAGGAAAUUUCAGUCUGAGCAGGCAGCUGGCUCAGUGUCCAAGAGCACGCAGUUUGAAUAUGCCUGGUGCCUGGUGCGCAGCAAAUACAAUGAGGACAUCCGCAGAGGCAUCAUGCUGCUGGAGGAGCUGUUGCCCAAAGGAAGCAAGGAGGAGCAGCGGGACUACGUCUUCUACCUGGCCGUGGGCAACUACCGGCUCAAGGAGUAUGAAAAGGCUCUAAAGUACGUGCGAGGACUGUUGCAGACCGAGCCCCAGAACAACCAGGCCAGGGAGCUGGAACGCCUGAUUGACAAGGCCAUGAAGAAAGAUGGACUGGUAGGCAUGGCCAUCGUUGGUGGCAUGGCCCUGGGUGUGGCGGGCCUGGCUGGACUCAUUGGACUGGCUGUCUCCAAGUCCAAAUCCUGAAGGCAGCCUCACCUGCUCUCUGUCCCUGGGAGCCGGUCCAUCCUCCCCAUCGCCUUCCCUCCUCUCCCGGACCCCUGUCGUCCACCUCUACAGUGCCCAUGACCCCUAGUCCCCACCCCCUGUACCUGUCGUUUAACCCUGUCAUGCUUUGCAAUGAGUGUAAAUAAAAUUGGGCCGCGGCUUGGGAA
Apodemus sylvaticus (European woodmouse) is the source of this 751-nucleotide messenger RNA. It is a transcript of the gene Fis1, whose product is annotated as fission, mitochondrial 1. NCBI's taxonomy places the organism in Eukaryota, Metazoa, Chordata, Mammalia, Rodentia, Muridae. Gene Ontology annotation, cellular component: mitochondrial outer membrane; peroxisomal membrane. The transcript has 5 exons. Gene Ontology annotation, molecular function: protein binding. Gene Ontology annotation, biological process: mitochondrial fragmentation involved in apoptotic process; autophagy of mitochondrion; mitochondrial fission. The record is from RefSeq and is a predicted model, not a curated record. Bases 105 to 563 code for a protein of 152 amino acids.